CAAUCCAAAUACAGGGGAUACAGAGAUAUCUUAGUCUAUUUGGAUGAAGAAAUGCAGGAGACGCUAAGGGUGAUCUCAGUCCAUUUCAUAUCCAAAUAUAGGAAAACAUAAUUUCAGUCUAUUUGGAUGAUUUAAACGAUGAAGGAAUGUAGGGAUUUGCAAGAAAAAUCCAGUCCAUUUCUGUACGUUGGGAAAAGAUUGACGUAGAGGAAAAUUUUCACUGUUUGUUACCAUAGUAACCUAAUAGAAAGAAAUCACCAGAGCCUUCAAUUCAGCUGAAUGACCAAUCAAUUGGAAAAACAGUUAAAUUGAGAGAAACUAAAUCGAGGAAAAAUGAUUUCAUUUCUAGCUGAACUUCAAUAUUUCUCCAUUUGUUGAGGCCGGUGAUGGAUCCGUGAGCUCUCGAUGGGAAGAGUGGAAGGAGCAAUUUGUGGCAUAUCUUUUGCUAAAAGAAGUUGAUAACCACAAUGAGAUGUACAAGGCUCUCAUGUGCUUCGGAGGUGCAGAUGUACGGAAAAUCGCGAAAACGGUUUCAGUGAAAGAUGACAGCGUGAUGGAUAACCCAUACCGGGCAGCGAUUGAUGCUCUCGAUAAUUAUUAUUCACCCCGCAUGUCGCUACGGUAUGAGCGAUUUAAAUUUCGGCAGCUGCAAUUCAAUCCAAAAGAGAAGCUCGACCAGUUCCUAAUUCGGUUGCGGACGCAAGCGGAACUUAGCAACUUUGGAGAGCAAACGGAGAAUAUGAUCAUGGAUCAAAUUGUGUGUGCUACGCAGCACGAUGACAAGCUCAGGGCGAAGUACCUUGAAGCUGAUACUUCUCUUGACGAUAUGCUAAAGAUUGGUCGAACAUACGAAUCAGUCAACAAACAGGUGCAAGAAUUCCGAAACACAUCCAGCGAACCUUCAGAACUAAACAUCAUGAAUCGUGCGUCCAGUGUAUCAACCAAAUCCUCGAGUCAGAACUGCUCAAGAUGUCUCCGAAACCACCACUCAACCGAUCCGUCCUGUCCUGCGAAAACAUCGAGGUGCAACAAGUGCAACAGAAUUGGACAUUUCGCACGCUGUUGUAAAGGAACUUGGAAAAGCCGUGUUACCAAAGUGAAGACCGUCAACAACGAUAGAGGCCUGGAGUUGGAGAGGAAGCCAAAGUUCAUACGGGAGAUCGACGAUGUCACGAAGGAUGUAGAAAUUCGCGAAUUGUUCCACUUGGAGGGUAAACGUACUGUAGCUGCUGCUGUUGGUGGCGUUAAUCUCCGUUUCAUCGUCGAUACCGGAGCAGAUGAAGAUGUUCUGGGUAUUCAGGAUUGGAAUACAUUGAAACGAACGGGAUUCAAGGCUUUCGCUAUCAAGAAGGGCAGCGAUAAAAUCUUCCGAGCAUACGGCACAAGGACUCCGUUGGUCGUACUUGGUGAAGUUGAAGCAAAAGUGGAAAUCGGUGGAACAUCGUGUAUUACAACCUUCUUCGUCAUCCAAGAUGGAAGAUGUUCACUACUAUCCGGGAAAACAGCAGAGAAAUUAGGAGUAGUGAAAUUUCUCCGAGCAGUCACGCCUGCCAUGUCCAGCAUCAAAGGUGAGGUUGACAAUGUUUAA
Molecule: messenger RNA, 1588 nt
Organism: Aedes albopictus (Asian tiger mosquito)
Lineage: Eukaryota; Metazoa; Arthropoda; Insecta; Diptera; Culicidae
Exons: 2
Coding region: 473-1588 (371 amino acids)
Biological process (GO): proteolysis
Molecular function (GO): aspartic-type endopeptidase activity
Source: RefSeq, a predicted model, not a curated record